Messenger RNA from Trichomonas vaginalis G3, 542 nucleotides. RefSeq lists its product as uncharacterized. The annotation marks the transcript as partial. NCBI's taxonomy places the organism in Eukaryota, Parabasalia, Trichomonadida, Trichomonadidae. The record is from RefSeq and is a predicted model, not a curated record. The transcript has a single exon.
AUGUACGCCGCUCAGAAUAUAACGCCAACAGUUUUGGAUGCCAUGAAUGGAAAUGUUUCCGAAUGGUAUAACGAAUGCGACAAUGCCAUUAGAAGGUCAGAAAUAGUUCCUGGAACUUACGAAUAUACAACUGCUGUUUCUUAUGGAAAUGUAGGUGAGUUUGGUGAAGGUUCUUCAACAACAGUAGAUAUUGCUUGCGACAGGUUUCAUAUAAUUUCUAUUGACAACUCAUUCUUAUACGUGGAACAAGACAUUGAAAUAAAACCUUCUACCAAGUUGUCUGACAAGAAAGGUUGCAAUGGAAUUUUCUAUGUCGGAUACCAAUAUGCUCCAGAAGUUUUCAUGGGAUAUAAGAUAUAUUCUAACUCUGACCUAGUCCAAACAGUAACAUGGGCAAACUAUGAAUGGUUCGCUUUGAGAAACUCAGUACAACCACAAGCUAGAGAACAAACAGACCAGUACGCAACCAUUGAGAAAAUAAGAAGACUUGACCCUAACGUUCCAGGAGUUUAUGUUAACUUUCUGGUUCAGAUGGAAAUGCU